Penicillium odoratum is the source of this 318-nucleotide messenger RNA. RefSeq names its product mating alpha-pheromone PpgA. The transcript has a single exon. Bases 1 to 318 code for a protein of 105 amino acids. NCBI's taxonomy places the organism in Eukaryota, Fungi, Ascomycota, Eurotiomycetes, Eurotiales, Aspergillaceae. The record is from RefSeq and is a predicted model, not a curated record.
AUGAAGCUUCUUGCCGUUACCCUUGCUAUGCUCGCCGCUUCGGCUGCUCCCACCGCUGCCAUGUCCCGUUGGUGUUCUCACCCUGCUGAGCCCUGCUACAAGAUGAAACGCACAAACGAUAUCUCCUCUGAGGUCAAGCGUUCUGCAGAGGCCCUCGCUGAGGCUAUGGCUGAGGCUCAGCCUGAGGCCAUGUCCCGCUGGUGCUCCCACCCGGGUGAGCCCUGCUUCAAGGUCAAGCGUGCCGCUGAGGCCGUCGAUGAGGUCAAGCGCUCUGCCGAUGCUCUCGCUGAGGCCAUGGCUGCUCUUGAUGAUGAGUAA